Gallus gallus (chicken) is the source of this 4045-nucleotide messenger RNA. RefSeq names its product histamine receptor H1 (gene HRH1). The coding region runs from base 427 to 1851 and encodes 474 amino acids. Gene Ontology annotation, molecular function: histamine receptor activity; G protein-coupled serotonin receptor activity; neurotransmitter receptor activity. Gene Ontology annotation, biological process: chemical synaptic transmission; regulation of vascular permeability; G protein-coupled receptor signaling pathway, coupled to cyclic nucleotide second messenger. Gene Ontology annotation, cellular component: dendrite; membrane. NCBI's taxonomy places the organism in Eukaryota, Metazoa, Chordata, Aves, Galliformes, Phasianidae. The transcript is spliced from 3 exons. The record is from RefSeq and is a predicted model, not a curated record.
GGCACUCGAACCCUGGAGGGAAAUGUCGUAGCGAGCAGAGCUGCAGCGCCGGAGCGCGACCCUUCAGAGAGGGGGCGGGCAGAGCCAAGCUCUUCGUCGGGCUGCACCGGUCCUGAGUAAGGGCGAGCCUUGCUUCACAGUGGGAAGGACUGCUGCCAGCUGUGCACCCCCGGGGCGGGACAGAGCAUCCCACCCAAGGAGUGCGGCAAGGAAAGGAGGCAAAACGGGGGCCCCCUCCCCGUUUCUCUUUGCGAAUGUUCCUAUGUCAACAGCACAGAGGCCACUGUAUUCACUGGUUCUGCUGAGUUCCAGAAUUAAAAAUUACAAAGCAAUCCAACACAUUUUCAUCCAGGAGUAUAAAUCAAGAUUGAAUUUCUAAGUCUGGGGCAUCUUCUCUGAUUUUUAUUCUCUGUUCUUGUACACAAGAUGUCAAAAAACACGACAGAGAACUCAAAUUACACUCACUCAGCUCUUCUAGGUUUUCUCCUGGCUAGCAUUUCACUGAUCACUGUUGUCAUGAAUAUAUUAGUAUUAUGUGCUGUGAAAACUGAAAAGAAGCUGCAAACAGUUGGCAAUUUAUACAUUGUUAGCCUCUCUAUUGCAGAUCUUAUAGUUGGUGCAGCUGUUAUGCCCCUUAAUAUUGUUUAUCUCCUAAACCGUGUGUGGACUCUAGGCUUAACAGCAUGUUUGUUCUGGCUGUCAAUGGAUUAUGUGGCCAGUACUGCAUCUAUUUUCAGUCUCUUCAUAUUAUGCUUAGACCGUUAUCGUUCAGUUCAACAACCACUGAAAUAUCUCCAAUAUAGAACAAAAAUGAGAGCAUCACUGGUGAUUUUGGGAGCUUGGUUGCUCUCUUCCUUAUGGGUCAUCCCAAUCCUAUGGUGGCAUGAUUCUGCUAAUGAUGAGAAAAGGAAAGGAAAGGCAAACUGUGACACUCAAUUCUCUCAUGUCACUUGGUUCAAAGUGUUGACAGCCAUUGUCAAUUUCUAUCUGCCCUCUAUCAUAAUGUUAUGGCUCUACUGUAAAAUAUUCAGAGCUGUUCGAAAACACUGCCAGCAGCGAGAAGUCGUCACUGGAUCAUACUGCUCUUUCUCUGAAAACAAAAAUGUAAUUCAUGGUAAGACAAAGGACAAGCAAAAUAUUUGCCUCCAAAAGCAAAUCUUACAUGAAAACACAUCUCAUAAAGACAAGCAAAUGUCCUCUGAGCACAAAAGUACGGCAGCAAAAUAUCAUUUCAGUAAUUCUGACAAGUCUUCAAAGGCUUUUGUUAGCAGCAGUAACAGCAAAGCCUUUCAAUGUAGUUGCUUGCCUCUCACCACUGCCCAGUCUGAGCCAGAUCUGGAGAAAGCAGGAAAGAAGUGUGUGUGUGUAAAAAAGGACAAUAAAAAUGAAGAGGACCCUCACUCACAGGACAGUGACUUAAGUGCUACAUCAGACAGUGAUACUUUCACAGAGAACGUACCUUCUGGAGAGCAAUCCAAUCCUAAUCCUGAUAGAGCCUGCAGUCCUCAGGAAAAUAAAGAGAACAGGGAUUUCAGAGGACUGAGUUACCUGAGGAAAACCUGGCAAACCCUGCAUACUCAUUCCAAAAGUCGUCUUCGAAGACAGCAUGUGAGCAGGGAGUGGAAAGCAGCUAAGCAGUUAGGGGUCAUAAUGGCAGCCUUUAUGCUGUGCUGGAUUCCCUAUUUUGUGUUAUACAUGGUAACUGUUUUCCAACACCGUGAACAAUUUUACACAUUACAUAUGUUCACUAUAUGGCUUGGCUAUGUGAAUUCCACCUUAAAUCCAUUCCUGUAUCCUCUUUGUAAUGAGAAUUUCAAGAAGACAUUCAAAAAGAUCCUUCACAUUCAGUAAUAUCAGACUGGCUUUUUUUCUGAGCUAAAAAGCAGCACGUAAAAUCAAUCAAAUGAAAUGUUCCAAUUUCAAAGGCAAAUAUGGAUAAAUUAGAAGGCUUUGGAAAACUACGUUAUAAACUUGUGGUUAGUAAAAGUGGGAUAUAUGCAUGUAACAGCUUCAACAUGUUUGAAGAACUAAUUCUUAUCAGGAAUCUGAAAAGCUCAGUAGCCAGUCUCAGAACUGUUACACUAUUGUAAAUAUUUUACGAUUUGAGAUUCUCUCUUUCAUCAUAUAGAACAAAACUGAAUGUACGAAAAGAGAUAAUCAGGGAUUAUAAGUUAUUCAGCUACAGAAAAGGCAGAAAGAGAAUACUUUUCUGUGACCGGUCAAAUAUUUCUUUUCUCCUUUAACUUACUGCUUUAAGCAGGGAACACACUGCUAGGGGAGAGAGAUCUUCUGCAGAAAGAGGUACUUUGCAUAGUUAAAAAAGAAGCUUCUACUGAAAAAAGCUACCCCGUUUAUUUAUAGCUUUCUCCAAACCAUACACUUCUUUGAAAGUCAUAUUUUAACCACAGUAUCUAGUUAAUAUAAUGUUUGCUUCAUUUAUACCAGUACAUUCUAACUUCACUGAAAAAAGUAGUAUUAUUAUGUCCUACACAUCUUGCUAAGACAUUCUGAACUCAAGAUAGUAUCAAGAAGCGUAAGCUGUUGUCUCCGAACUUAGAGAGUGUAGCUGAUUAUGGCCUAUAUGUAUUUUUAUUCUUUCUAUGACUUGGCAAAUAGCCUACGCAUGCAGCAGCAAUGCUAAUGCUUAUCUUUAUGACAGGCAAACUCUUCUCGCUACAGUGAGACAAUGUCCUAAGCAAUAACUCAAGCUUGCAAAAUAGGAAAUAAAAUACAUGAAGUAUUUUUACAUUUCCUGUCCCUUACUUACAUAAGUCGUGCUGUAAACACCAUUAAAUAUUUUAGAAGAAACAGAAUGAUAGAAUACUUAAGGUUGGAAGGGGUAUCUAGAAGCCACUUAAAUACAGCUGUGCUUUUACAGUAUUCUCAGGGCCUUAUCCAGAAUUUCAACAAUAUACAUAUGUUAAAAGGGCUUCCUUUGAAAAAGCUAAAAGGCAGCUUUGACAGAGAGGUUUGCAGGUAAGUUUCACCCUAGCAGCUCAAGUCAUUCCCUUGUUAAACCAUCCAUUUAACUGUUUCUAAGUAUGAACAGUGCAGUGAGAUAAACCUUACUUACCAAUCAAAGGAAGAAAACAUAGUUCCUUAGCAAAAGAGUGCAUAGUCACCUACAUUACAUGAGCCAACUUAUUAGGAAGCUGAUGAUUUAACAGAACAGUUACAGCAUAAACCAAACUCUGCAGAUUGGGAAGGAAGAUGGAGAAUUGAGGCCAAGGAAAUCUCUGGUCCUGUAUGAUCCAAAUAUGUCAAGACUGUACAUCUGUGGUACACAAGUAAAACAUUCAUUUCUAUACUGUGAUGGAACUAAGCAAAAGAAACAUUUUGAGCGAACACUAAAUCUGACCUCUGGGGCAGAAUUACUAUGGGACUACCGUUACACUGUCAGUUUUAAGAAGACCAGAACCAGAUAACUUCGCCUCCUGCAGCGGGCCUGCUUUGCAGGGGGGCUGGACUCGAUGAUCUCUUGAGGUCCCUUCCAGCCCCUACAACUCUAUGAUUCUGAGACUCUGUGACACCUUCAGCAGCAGAUGUCAUAUUUGUAUAUAAUGGUGAAUUGCAUUUAAUGGUGAAUUUUCCACACAUUUCAGGAAGGGUGACUAGAGAGGCAUCCUGAAAGUUCAGUGUCAAAAGAAUAUAUUAUCACUGUCAUUUUGCUAUGCUUAUGAAUUUACCACUUUUAGAAUGUUUGCUUGCUUCUGAAAUAGCUGUUAGUUAGCUUAACAACAAAGGUCUGACGGAACUGGAGCUGUUUUAACAGUGCUCUCAUGAGUUUGGUGCAAAAAGUUAAAUGGAUGUUCUGUGUAUUAUCUUUAUUAUAUCAGAAGACAAAAAUUGUAACAGUUGCAGGAGUAAUUCUCAAUUCUAUGUUCUUACUGAUCUUGAGCUACUUAGAGUCUUUCUGUGCCACACAUGCCUAUUUUGUAAGUGAGCAUGACGAGACUUAGAAGAACAAUUAAACACUUAAGACAUUUGCAUCAUGCUUAUAAUUUUUUGAUACAGUACACUAAAUAAAUGCAAAGUAUUAUUAUUC